AUGGCUGGUCGAUUCUACACGAUGAUCUUUAAUCUCCUGCUGACCUCAUUCAGCGGGACUCGGAAGGCAUAUGUGCUGCGCUUCAUGGUGAUGCUUGGGUUCAGCAUCUUGGCAUUGAGCGCCUGCAGCGAUUGCUUUCACAGCUUCCUCAUCUUGCUUGCUUCUGCGGGUGAGGGCUUUUAUCUUGGAGUUCGUUCUUUGACCCUGCUGUGGGUUAGGCAGGCUAAGCAAAAAAAAUCCAGUGCCAGCCACGGGCGUUCCUUUUGCGCAGCGCUUCACACGGCGGCAGAAGAUGUUCCGGAGAAUGCGCCGGCGCGGGUUUCUCAUGGUUGGCCCCUGGGGACCUGGACGCCCGGCAUGCAAGGCGAUGGCGGUGGAGCCGCUGGCGGCAUCGCCUCUUUCGACGACGGCGGCUUCGCCUUGUGGGUUGCCGAGGCCUUCAUCGACCCGAGGGCUGCCGUAGGCUUCUUGAAAAAAGUGAUGAAGAGCCAGGAAGGCCGAAGAUGCAUUAAGAAACGCCAAUGGGCAGAAAAUCCGAUCAAGAGCCCAAGGGCCAAUCAAGAUGGCGAAGGUCACCAGGGUGGAGGUACAGGUGAACCGAAGGUGCCAAGUAGGCCGUCUACCAGCCCUUGUGGGCUCCCCUGCUUCCUCACUUGCGACCAGUGCCGCCAUGGAAGCAGAGUGAUCGAGGCUGCUGACUUCCCUCCUCUUCGUGGUGGAGGUGGAGGAAAGGCUCGCAAGCAGAAGCAGCAGAGUGAUGCCAAUGUCGAGUUGAUUCAGCAGGUAGGUGAGCUUCUAGCUGGAAACCCCCGUAACCUUGCACAGCAGUUGACUUCCUUGUUGGCUGCCUUUGCUCGCAAUCAGCGGCCGGCGGAUUCCGAAGAGGACAGGGAUUAUUGGAAUGCGGCUUCUUGUGUGCAGCCGACGCCACCUUCAGCUCGACAUCCGUGGCGCCGGGCUUGGCAGCAGGAUGCUAAACGGGCGGAGGCUCCAUGGAAGCAGCCGCCCUCGGCGCGGGCUCCUAUAGACGAUGGGCCAAACGCCGAGCGGGAUUGGGUGGACAAGGCGGGCGCGGCUGUUGCCCCUGCCAUUUCCCUGGACGCCUUGGGCGCCAUGUUUGAUGAGGAUGAUUCCGCUAGCCGUGUGGUCUUGGUGGACUCCGAGGACGAUGCAGUCCAGGCUUUGGAAAUGGUGGCCGCCACCGUGGGCGGCAGCUUGGCAGUGGUUUGGGCAGGCCAGCUUCCAGAGGUGGAGGCCAUGCCUAAAGCGAUCACUGACUUUAAGGCGACGGUUCAGCGCAUACGGGUUCCUGGGAAGCUCGGCACCAAGCUGUCUACGCGGUCGGCUAUCGUGCUGGGCUUUGGCGAGGAUGCUCCGCAGCUUCGCACUAGGAAAGCUGCAGUCAUCAAGUUGCCUGGUGCUCGCAACGGCAGCUGGGUCCUUCGCGUGACGGCAGACUGGCGAUACACUAAGGACUCUUGGGAUGACCUUCUGAAGAAGGCCUGGGGCCCCCUACGGCGCUGGGUCUCCAGCCAUCUUCCGGAUGCCGAUUGCAUCGGGGACACGUGGUCAUGGAAACAGGUGGGCCGAAAUGCGGUUCAGGGCCUCAUGAGGGUUUAUGAUUCGAAUGCGGCCGCGGUGCUCCUGAAUGCUUCUGGAUCCACUCGAGGCGGCACGUGGUUUGUUGAUCCAGUGGGUGAGUUGCCGGCGGGAUACCAGGCCUCCAACGGCGUGGUGCUCGGCAAUCGGGAAUUAGGCCUUAGGCUUAGGGCCAAUGAUGCACGUUAUGUUCCUCCGGGGCGGAUGUGGACCAUCCGCUGGCUACCUCGCCAAGCCACGCGGAUGGAUACCAAUAUCAUCCUAUCCGGUAUGGGAUUUGUCGAGAUUGAGCUUGCAGCCAAAAUCACUCGUCGGCAGGGCUCUUCAUGGAGUUUCCGUGCGGAACGGGAGGACGACCUUGAAUUGGUUCAGGGCCUUUACGAUGGCGGCGAUGGCACUCAGGAGGUUCAGGCUUUGCUUGAGUCGAAGCGCAGGGGCCAAACACGUCCUGAGCAUUUCCUUGGAUCCGAAAGGCGCGUCAGUUAUGGUGCUGAGGGCUCGCGCCACAACCCGGCUGAUGACAAUGGCGGUGACCUGUGGAAGGACUGCUUUGAUUGGGAGCCCGUUAACGAGGACCCUGAGUUAGAUGGCAUUGGGGACAUGACUGAUGCCCCCCCUGGCUCAUGCAUGGUCGUUUCCACUGGUGAUGGCGCGGCUGCUGGCACGGAGGCCCAGACCGGCUCCACCGGAGUCAAGCGGCCACCUGAGGCCAUGCCUAAGAAGGCGGCAGUGCCGAGAGUGCGUGCGCCGUGGCGCCCAACUGGGACCAUAGUUCCCAAUCAGGGUGGCGGCAACUGCUUGUACUACGCCAUAGCUGAGGCUGAGCAUGCGAGUGCAGGCAAAACCCGUAGUCACCGACAGCUUCGCGCGUAUGUCGUCUCCAAGCUCAAGGAUGACCCGGACACGUACCAGGAGCUCUGGAUUGGUCAGGGGCGGCCGUCUGUGAUGGGCCAGUCUCAGGAGUCGGAUGCUUCGUAUGAUGCUUUUCUUGGUGAGGCUGCGAUGGUCGGAUCCUUUGCUGGGGCCCUAGAACUGCUCGCAUUUUGCCGUAGCCGGAACUGUCGCGCCUGGGUGGGCACACCGACUGGCGAUGUGUGGCAAUUCCAUCCAGAGGGCGAGGAUAACAGGCUUUUCCUUUGGUAUACUGGCAAGCACUACGAGUACUACAAGGACGCGGUGGAGUCGGAGUGGGCUGCUAGGAAACGCAGCCAGGAUGAGCAAGGUGGUUUGAAAGAGCAGCCACUGCGAGGUGGAGGUCGUAAGGGUGGCACCCUGAGUGAGCCGGCUAGUGCCGCGACAAAUGUGGUUCCCUCGGAAGUCAGUCCAACGGCCGGUACCGGGUGGCGGUCGCACUCUGGGUCAGUUCGCUUCCUCGGCUGCGUCAUCCAAGGGUCUGUUCAGGGGCCUCAGGGGGACCUCAGCGGUCAUGAGGUGGAGCCACCUCCUACGGAUGCGGCCGAGGGCAGCCGAGUUCGAUCCAAGAGGCGAAGUUCCAUGACAUGGAUCGAAAACGAAAUCGACACUGCACUAGGCAUCAUGCAGGCAGAGGCCUGCCGGGAGGCGGCGGCUGUGGCGCGCACGGCACAUCGCGCGAAGAAACAUCGCCAUCUGACUCAGGAGCAGUAUCGGCAUCGGUGUAGGACGCACUCUCGCUUGCGGCCGACUUUCUUCAUGCAGACACAGGUGCGCAAGUUGAACGCCGCGGUUGCUAGGCGUGGCACUGCGGGCAUUGACGUCAACACGGAGUGGGACACUUUCCGAUGGCCCGUCAUCGGUGAGAAGGCCGCCAAAAAGGGGCGACCGAGCCGAAAGGUCCUGUCCGUACUCACGUCCUGGCGGUGCAAGGGCUGUGGCAUGUGCACUCGCAUCCCGACAUAUCGUGAUCUACAUACCAAGAAUAAGAGAUGUGCCAGUUGGGACGGCGAGCAGGCGCUCCGCGCACAUCGGCGGCGCCUCGAUCGGGCAGAGAGCGAGGCGGCUAACAUUGACCAUGGCAUGGACCCGGUGCUGCUCAAGGACUUGUUCGCCGCGGUUGAGGCCAUUAACGACUGGUGGAAGGAGUUUAGCUCAGACUUUUUGUGUUUGCAAGAAGUGGACAUCAAUGAGGCCAGUGGUCCGGGUUGGAUUGCCAGCUGGAAAUCUCGUGGUGUUCACGCGUUUUUGUUGGGCUUUGGGGACCGAGGUUCUCGUACAGCCAUCUUGGCCAAGGCUCCGGGACGCGUCAUCAAAUUAGAUGUGCGUGAUGACUCUCGCUAUACGGCGGUGAUGUUCGAGUUUUUGCAGGGUGAUGCCACCAAGAAGCUCAUCCAUGUCAGCUUGUAUAGUUAUUAUGGUGACCUUCAGGCUGCAGCGGCAUACAUGGAGGAAAUUGUCAUGGCGCUGCAAACUCUUGGUGUGGAGUGGUUGAUCUUGGGGGAUCACAACAUUUGUGCAAAUGAACCUCCCCUUGCGUCGCGAUUGGCGACGGGAUUAUUCCGGCUCCUUGACGAUUCUUUUAUGGCCAGUGUACAGCAGCUGCCGGGAACAGCCGGUGGCUCUCGACGGGUGGACUUUGGGAUAGGAACUGGACGGCUUAGUCCGGAGACCCUGGAUCAUUACCCGGGCGUUGCCAAUCAUACCUCUGUUCGAUAUGGCUUUCGAUUCUCGUUGCCGCGUGGUUUUGUGGGGCCGCGCAGAGCAGCUUUGCUUCUUGAGAAAGUGCAGCAGGUACAGUGGGAUCAGUCGUGGAACCAUGACCGGUUUCAAGCAGCGCCUGAUCAGGAUGAUGUUGAUUGCGCAUGGCGCAUUCUUUCAGAUGCCGCGGAGCGCAUUCUUCGCGAGGACUUUUCUACGGGCUUGUCGAGGGCGGCCGCGUGGAAUCCACGUAGAGCUGCUCUGCGUAGCAAAGCGGACGGGCGUCUUCGUAACAUCAUUUCUCGGGACAUGCAGGCCUUGGAGGGUGAUUAUAGGUGGCUCUCUGAGUUGGGAGUCUUCGACAUGGAGGCUCGUGCUGAGUGGCUGGCGGACAAAAUCACAGAGGAGGCCGAUGCUGAGCGGCAGCGGGGCUUUGCCAAGUGGAGAUCGUCCGUCCGCAACUCGUAUCCUAAGCAGGUGAGCUGGAUCAAGCGUCGGGCAGCGUUGAAGUCAGGGGCCGCUCAACCGGCUCCGGCGGAUGGGGCUGUGCUUCAAUAUAAGGCCAUCCACCCCACAUCCUUGAUUGCUGAAGCUGAAACUGAGUGGGUUCAGCGAUGGACCCGCGGGGACGUGGCCAUCGAUCCGCUUCGUGAGCUUCUCGAGGAACUUCCCCCGCCGAGGCAGGUCGACGUCAGACCUGUGUUUUAUGCUGAAUCGCUCCAACGGGCUGCCUCCAGAAUGCGUGGCAAAGCGGGAGGUCCCGAUAAUUGGGAAGUCUCUCAUUUCGAGGCGCUCCCGGACCCGUUCUGGGCUGCGCUUGGUGCUCUAUGGCAGAAGUGCUAUGAGGCGGGAAAGGUUCCAGCCAGAUGGAAAGAAGCGAGGGUCACCCUCAUCGCCAAGCCGGAUGGGGGCCAUAGGCCCAUUAGUGUCUUGAGCAUUGCUUACCGCCUCGGGGGCAGUGUGCUCGCUCGGGCGCUUCGGGAAUGGGCAGAAUCAUGGUUAGGACACCGCAUGCUGGGAGGUGUUCACUCCAGGUCGACGCGAGACGUCUUCAUCAGGAUGAUUGAUGCGAUGGAGGAUCCUGACAUGACCAUCGUGGGGCAGGAUGUCUCAAAAUUUUUCGACGCAGUGAAUGGGGCACACCUACUGCUUGUCUUACGACAUCUGCGUGCACCUGACCCAUUCGUGGCCUUCGUUCAGGACCUCUUGGAUGGACAGAGGCGGCUUUUCGCCGUAGGCAGUCAGCUAGGCGCCUCGUGGCGCAACGCAUCCAAGGGGGUUGGCACAAGGCGAUCCACUCUCCCCCCUUUUGGCGGCAUCCAUGAUGCGGCCACAUUCGUUGACGACAGAUCGUUUUGGUGCACCACGCUUCAGGGUUUGGUAGAUGCUAAGGGUGCCAGUGACCGUGUUGAUGCGGUCUUCGAGCUGCGCUGCGAUGCCAGGAAAUGCCAGGUUGCUUCUCGGGCCCAGGUGGGCAGGCAAGCGGCUGAGACCUUUCGUUAUGGGUUUGCUUCGUCCUUCACCACGUUGGGGGUGACCUUUGACUUUGCAGCGGCUUCUGCCCCGACGCUCUCCCGCUAUUCGUUUGAGCAGGCUGACCACAGGCUACAGUGCAUCAGCAUGAUCGUCAAGAACCUCGACGUUAAGGCUCACCUCAUUCGGACGUUGGUGAUCCCUAUGCUCAUAUGGUGUGGGGCGGUGGCGAGCCUGGAGCACGAAAAGGUGAAGCAGCUGAGGAGGGCCAUUCUGGUUACAUCGCAUGCUAAUGUCGCGGUGGAUGCGCCGCCGAUUACCCUCUUCGAGGUGAUGGGGUGGGGAUGUGAACCUCAGUUUGCGCGCCACUGGAGUGCGUUGGUUGCCUUGAUUAGCUAUGUUGGGUCCUUCGUGAGCUUGGUUGGUGGACUGAUGCGCGGGGAUCCCACUGGCACCGUCGCACCACGUUGGCUAAUACUGGUCGAGUUGUUCGUGCUCUCCACCGGUCGGACCCGGUUCUUGGACGUGGGCGUGCCGCCACCGAAAACUCCAGGCCAGCGCGUCUACCCAGGCUCAGCGCUCUGCAGCCCUUGUUACAGUACCGGAUGCUCGGCGUGGUCCAAGGCUCGGAAGAGGGGCACCACGGUUGAGCAGUUGCCAGUGUGUGAAUGCGGUCUUCAGGUCCAGAGUCGCCCCCACCUGAUGUGGGAAUGCAAGGGCACACAGCACCUCAGACCUAGCAUUACCAGACCUACCAACAGAUGCGAGGAGAGACUACUCGCCAAGGUCGUACCAGAGGUGCCAGCACCACCAGACAUCAUAGGCUACGCGGACGUGAUUGAGGAACUCGCGGAUGACAUCGACAAGGUCCUGGACAGCAAUGACACAGUGGUCAUCGGCGUAGAUGGCAGCGAGGUCACUACGGUCUCGGCUUGGGCUGCUGCGGUCCACAACGGUGGGGUGCAUGUCUCGGGGGUCGCCAGCGAGGAUCAGUCGCCGUACAGGGCUGAGGUCGAAGGAAUCCUAGCCGUGUUGCGUGCUGCCAUCGCCACUCGACAAGUUGGGUCAUUACUCUUGGUUGCCGACUGCCAGGCAGCCAUCCUUGCCACAGAAGGGAAAGGGCGCUGCCCUUUGUUGGUUCAUGAGGUGGUGCGCCUUCGAAGGGCGGUCAUUGCUCGCGGGUUCCGUGUUCUGCUUCAUUGGAUCCCUAGUCAUGGAAAGCCAACUCCGGCUCGAUGGAUUGCUCCGCCGUGCGGUGAACAUACCGCCAGGGCCCUCAAUGACAGAGCUGAUCAGGCAGCGCGUGCGAAGGCGCUUCAACUGCUUCGUGGAAGUGCCCGGCAAGUGUGUGAUGCGCUACGCUCGGCAGCUGCCGCAUGGGAAAGUGCCGCCGUGAGUGCCCUCGCUGGCAUCACGGCUUACUUUGGGGAGGGAUACCGGGCAGAGGUACGCUUGACGCCCAUUGCACUGACGCGAUUAGUUUCUGCCGCGACUCUCGCAAGUCCUCUGUUGUGGGCGGUGAUCAGCGUACUACCGUUGCGGACGCUCUUGGCUACAGUUGCGUCCCUGUCCUUUCUCCUUUGGGCCACGCAGUGCCGGUCUCAGUCUCGCUUGUUUCUUGACUUGGUCAAGGCGCGCAUGCUUCAUGUGACCGCCGCCGCAGAGGUGCACCUCCUUUGGACCCUGUGUUUCAGUCCCUUCCUGUUCCUCUUCAGUUGGCGGCCAGACUCACCUCUUGUCUCAUGCAUCUCUGGCAGCUCUGCGCUGGCAAUCCUAGUGCUGACUCCCUCGCCAACCAGGACGACAGGACUUCACCUCCGCGAGUGGUUGUGCCAUCUUGUGCGUGCAGCAAGAGCCGUGAGCUGUGCGUUUGAUGACGCCUUGGGCUUUGACAGCGACUCUCGUAAGAGGUCUGCCGCCGAUGGUGAAAAGUAUGCUACCUUGUCGGUCACCAUCUCCUUGCGGCACACGCAUUGCCUUAUUGGGCAGUGUACGCGGCGCUUCUUGUUGCAGAUGUGGCCCAGCUUCUUGUGUCCUGCCGCGGAGAGGCACCUGUCGCGCGCCUUUGUUGCCUUGGCACGGCAGCGCCCCUUUACUUUGACUGGGCACCCCAUGGGCAGCGACCUGCCUGAACUUGUGCUGGCAUGCAAUGAGAACAAGCUGGCCCGGAUCCGGGCUGAUGUCUUGAACGAAGUGGAAGACUCCGUGCAGACUCUGCCUUGCUGUGAGCCAGCAGAGGAGCUGUUUCCGGAGCUCCUGCAUGAGAUUGAUGUUGAGUUCAGGGUGCUGGCAGUUGCAGCAUGCAGCGCUCACGGUCACGGGGACUCGUUGCCAUGGAAACUAGCGACAUGGGGUGGUGGGAUGAUCGCCGCUGAGGACAAUGACAUCGAACAGGUCCAACAGGAGGCGGAGCGCCACCGCCGGGCGGCGGAGCAGGCACUGCGCCGCAUCGAAGAGCAAGAGAAGGAGUUGGGCCAGCUCGAAGAUCACGUCGCAGGUCUCGAGGAGCAGCUCGCGGCCUCACAGAGCUCUUCUCAGCGCCAGGCAGCAGAGCUGCGCGAGGCCCAAGACCAGGUAGGGGCUUUGGAGCGUGAGCUUCGCGAGUUGCGAGAGACGCGCCGGGAGGAGCCCGAGAACUCCGGGAGAAGGAAAACCGUGCGAUUGAGCAAGGCAGAGAUGCCCAAGGAGGACACAGCAGGAUACCGAGCAGCAGAAGCCAUGGAAGCCAUAAAGCGAGAGCACGACGAGGCGAUGAAGGCAAAACAAACCGAAUUGGACAAGAACCAGCGUAGCUUGACUUCGCUUCAGGAGCAGCACAUGCAGCUGCAGCAGUACUGUGAAGAGCUUCGGGCAGCCUCUCAUGAAAUCCAAGGAUACCUUGAAACAGCCGAGUCCGAGAACAUCAAGCUGCAUAGUGAAAUCGAAGAACUGCGCGAGGUAAUGGAAGCACAUCACUUGCACAAGGCUCUCAAGACUGUUUCCGAGAAGAGGGGAUCGCUGCAGCUGGCCAUCUUUGCAGAGAGUGACAGUUUAGCCCACGAGCUUCAGAUGGAAGAGCCCCAGGAGAAUCAGCAGCAGGAAAGAGAAGCCCCGAUGCAAAAGACAAGAAGCGUAAGCAUUGCAGAGGAGGAGGAGGCCCCAAGGCCACGGAGGGAGGCAGCGGCACGCAGAAGAAGCAGCAGCGUGGGAGCGAGCAAGCUCGCCGCACUCCAAGAGGAAUACGAAGAAAAAUUUGAAAGCCAGAGCCAGCAGCUGCAAGUAGCAUUGCAAAAUAAAGAGCGCAUAGAGAAAGAGAAGCAAGAGGCCAUAGACUCUCUGCAGAAGCAGAUCGAGGAGCUCAAAGGCAAGGUUGGAGACGGUGGAGGAGACGCCCUCGCAGGUCUCUUCAAGAUGAUGUCUCGCAUCAAGGACCUCACGACUGAGGCCUCCGACGCCGUGCUGCUGGGCUUUGCGCCUCCCGAGGAGGCCAUGGCCUUCCAGGCCGCUCGCCCGCCGGACGCAUCAGCAGAGGCCCAGCGCGCCGAGCAGGCGCUGAGGUUCCGGUCGAAGUCUGCAGCCAGUGACGUCAGGAGUCGCCUGCAGGGAAGGCGCCAGAGAAAAGCGCAGGUCAAGAGCUUGGACUCUCUACCCGGAACCGUCAUUCAAGGGCGGAUCUCCUUUCGAGCGCCCCAGUGGCUUCCGUGGCCAGACGCGGCGGAAGGGCGCUGGCUCGUUCCCACGGACGCUCCGCAGACGGGCCGGGUCUCCCUGGCGCUUGUCGACCCUGCCACCGGCCGGUCUGAGAUCGUUUGUGAGAACCUGGCUCCAGAAGCCCACUUCACAGCAACACCAAGUGGCUGGGUCGCUUGGUGUGGCCUCCAUGACAACCGGGGACACGGCGGUGUGUUUGCGCGACGAGUGCUUCCAUCCAUGGGCCCUCCGAUCAGUGUAUUUGCGCAUGCAAAUCGUGUUGAGGGCAUGAGCUGGGGUGGCGACCGCUUGGCGCUGUUGAUACACGCUCCCAACUGCCUGGUUUGGGCAGUAUGGGAUCCAGUGGAAGCAGCUAGGACAGGAAACGGCUUGUAUGUGGCUCCACAGGGCUUCAUCCCCGGUCGCUCCUUCUCCGGACGGGUUCUGCCCUUCUUCGAUCAGUUCGAGCGACGGGUGCACUACUGGAAUCCAGGACUUGAUGCUUUGGUUUAUGCAGACUUCAAUGCCGAAGUCUGGGUGCAGCCAUUUCCACGGCCGCCCCAACCACAUUCACAGGAAGAAGUGCAUCCGUUGCAAUCCCUAGCGGGAGCCCAGUCGCUGUCUCUGGCGCCACCGCGUCGGAGGACCAUCCCACAUUGCACACUCUUCUUUGACCAGCAGUGGCCAUAG
This is a messenger RNA of Symbiodinium sp. CCMP2592, 10044 nucleotides long. Lineage: Eukaryota; Dinophyceae; Suessiales; Symbiodiniaceae. The record is from the annotation of a GenBank genome assembly.